UUUUAACAUACGAGAAUGCCGCCGAGGUUUAAUUUUAAUUAAUGAAAUUGGGUUAGCGCAGACACACUCCGUGAAAUACCAUCGCCAGGACAUAUCAUUGAUCGAGUACAUUUUACAGAAUGUUGUACAUGAACUCUCUCGUUUGCUAUAAAAUCAACUGAAUUUAGAAACACCCGAUAAAGAGCCAUCGCCACAAUCUCGCUUCGAUCGUGACUAUUCUAAUUUAUUCCACCACUUUUAUGAUCAGUUACUAGAAAUGGCGAUCCCAACGGCGAUGCUAAAACUAAGCCUCCGUACCCACUUACGAAACUUGAGUAGGAUUGGCAUUCCCUAUGCUGCUCAUCUGCAGCGCCAGAUGAGCAGCGAGGCAAUAUUAGGGAGGCUGAAAGAGAAGGGUUUACUGAGAUCACAAGCUUUCAUUGCAGGAAAAUGGGUUGAUGCUGAGGAUGGCACUACCUUACCAGUAUAUAAUCCAGCAACCCAAGAGCUUCUAGCCAAUGUCGCUUGCGUGGGUGGAAAAGAGACAAAGGAAGCAAUUACAUCUGCAAAUAAUGCCUUUUAUUCUUGGAGCAUUCUUACUGCUGCAGAGAGAAGCAAAAUCCUUCGUAAAUGGUAUGAAUUAUUGAUGGCACACAAAGAAGAGCUGGGGCAGCUUAUGACUUUGGAAAAUGGUAAACCUCUGAAAGAGGGUUUGGGAGAGGUUGUGUAUGGUGCGAGUUUUGUGGAAUUUUAUGCUGAAGAAGCCAAGCGGGUGUAUGGUGAUAUAAUUCCUCCUCCUUUAGGAGAUCGUCGACUGUUUGUUCUAAAACAGCCUGUAGGUGUUGUUGGUGCCAUUACUCCAUGGAACUUCCCACUUGCCAUGAUCACACGCAAGGUUGCCCCAGCUCUUGCUUGUGGUUGUACAGUUGUGGUCAAACCAUCCGAGUUGACUCCUCUGACAGCGCUGGCAGCUGCUGAGCUUGCACUUCAAGCUGGAGUUCCAUCAGGUGUUCUAAACGUUGUCAUGGGCAAUGCUUCACAGAUAGGAGACACGUUGCUUGCAUCUUCUCAGGUGAAGAAAAUAUCAUUUACUGGAUCGACAGCAGUUGGAAAAAAGCUAAUGGCUGCUGCUGCAGGAACUGUGAAAAAGGUGUCAUUGGAGCUUGGUGGUAAUGCACCUUGUAUAAUCUUUGAUGAUGCAAACCUUGAAGUUGCAGUAAAAGGCACUCUGGCAGCUAAAUUUCGUAAUGCUGGACAAACUUGUGUUUGUGUAAAUAGAAUAUUAGUACAAGAAGGUAUCUAUGAAAAAUUUGCAAAGCUGUUUAGUACAGCAGUACAGGAAUUGAGAGUUGGAAAUGGUUUAGAGGAAGGUGUUCUGCAGGGGCCAUUGAUUACCCAUGCUGCAGUGCAAAAGGUGGAAAAACACAUACAAGAUGCAGUGUCCAAGGGAGCAAAGCUAUUAGUUGGUGGUAAACAACAUAACCUUGGCUACACAUUUUAUGAGCCUACAGUUCUGGGAGAUGCAAAUUCUAGCAUGCUGAUCUCCAGGGAGGAGGUUUUUGGUCCUGUUGCACCACUUUUCCGUUUCAAGACUGAGGAUGAAGCUAUCCAAAUUGCAAAUGAUACACAAUUUGGACUAGCUUCAUAUUUAUUCACAGAAAAUGUGUCACAAGCUUGGCGUGUGGCAGAAGCUUUAGAAUAUGGAUUGGUUGGUAUCAAUGAGGGGAUCAUAUCAACUGAGGUAGCACCAUUUGGAGGUGUCAAGGAGUCGGGUGUUGGGCGCGAGGGUUCGAAAUAUGGCAUAGAUGAGUAUUUAGAGGUAAAAUACGUAUGCUUGGGAAACAUGAAACCUUAGCGUUGGGUGUUUGCUCAUGAUUUUAUAGAGUCGAAGUUUGCAUUGGAAAGAAAGAAUAUGUGUUUAAUCUCCUCCAAGGUUCGAUGAGGUUUCUGUAAAAUUCUCAUUGCCUCAUUUUUAAUCCUAAAGCCGUUUUUUCCAAAUUUUCUUUAGCCUUGAUUUUACACCAUAUGCUUCAGGUGCACGGUUCAUGAUCUUCAAUGAGAAUAUACAAAUGUGUUGUAUUUUAUGUACCUAUGAAGAGUCAGAAAUGGAGAUUCUCCCGUAUCAGAAUUUGUGGUAUAAUGCAAAAAUCAUAUCAUAAAUAAUUUUUAUAAAUAAAUCUAAUUUCACUA
This is a messenger RNA of Cryptomeria japonica (Japanese cedar), 2169 nucleotides long. RefSeq names its product succinate-semialdehyde dehydrogenase, mitochondrial. Gene Ontology annotation, molecular function: succinate-semialdehyde dehydrogenase (NAD+) activity. NCBI's taxonomy places the organism in Eukaryota, Viridiplantae, Streptophyta, Pinopsida, Cupressales, Cupressaceae. The transcript has 20 exons. Bases 257 to 1834 code for a protein of 525 amino acids. Gene Ontology annotation, biological process: GABA catabolic process. The record is from RefSeq and is a predicted model, not a curated record.